AUGACGACGCUCCUCUUGGUGAGUCCUUCCCUACAUAGAUCUCCCAGCCACGCAUCAAAACCAACCCCCACCUCCGCGCAGUGGAUGUUCGGCCCACUGGGACGGCGCCCGGACGACACGCCCGUCUUCGCCACACCUGUCGGCGACGGCGACGUGCCCAUGGCCGCGCUCGAAGACCUCGGCUUCUUCGCGCACCAAGUGUUCGACCGCCGCGCCGACGUCUCAGGGUGCGGCCUCAAGAUCGCGCCCCAGCCUGUGGGACGGGCACGAGUAGCCGAUUGCGAAUAUGUGGGCAGGGCGAGGGCGACGUGGAAGUGCAUGUUCCGCGGGUUCUGGGUGGGGCGGUGGGACGACGUCAUCGAGUGCGACUGUGCGUGGAUGAAGGAGGUGGAUGCGCGCGCGACAGGCUACAAGGGCAUAGAAGGGGACGCGGCGGAGGACGGCGCGCAUAUGCCAUGGGGUGGACGAGCGCGGUGUCGAAGACGACGCACCUCGUGCUACCGAGGGGGCUCCAUGUGCGACGGCUGCUUGGGCAUUGUUUAG
Molecule: messenger RNA, 543 nt
Organism: Epithele typhae
Lineage: Eukaryota; Fungi; Basidiomycota; Agaricomycetes; Polyporales; Epitheliaceae
Exons: 1
Coding region: 1-543 (180 amino acids)
Source: RefSeq, a predicted model, not a curated record